This is a messenger RNA of Rhizophagus irregularis DAOM 181602=DAOM 197198, 487 nucleotides long. RefSeq lists its product as uncharacterized. Lineage: Eukaryota; Fungi; Glomeromycota; Glomeromycetes; Glomerales; Glomeraceae. The record is from RefSeq and is a predicted model, not a curated record.
GGAAAAUCCAGUACGGGCAUUGGUUUUAUAUCAACGACCUCCUUGGCUGCCUCAAGAAUCCUUCACACAGGGAAGCAAAUCACGGAUGAUUAAAGAGAUCAUGCAUGAGCGACGAAUUUGUGAUAUAAUGGAAAAUGGUAAACUUUCUCCAAUUCCUGAAUAUCCAACAACUCCUUCUAUCGAAAUGGAUUUGGACUUUGACUCGAAUUUGGGGAGUGGAAUUCACAAAAAUUAUGAAGGAUAUUUAGGUGCUAAUAACGAAUACGGUGAUGAUGGGAUGGAAUUGUAAAAUAUAAUUUAAUCCGAUUUGAAUGCCUACCUGCAAUGAGAUCUGUCUUGAGAAAUACGAGAUCUUUGACUUGCUUCAGAAAUAAAUGAUGUUGUUUAAGUCUUAUUGGUUUAUUUAAUAUAUGGUGUCAUGUGAUGGUAUUAUCAAUUCAACAAUGUAUCGAUUUCGUAAUAAUGAAUAUUAUAUAAUAUACCACUU